Molecule: messenger RNA, 1630 nt
Organism: Ictalurus punctatus (channel catfish)
Lineage: Eukaryota; Metazoa; Chordata; Actinopteri; Siluriformes; Ictaluridae
Product: involucrin
Exons: 4
Coding region: 162-1235 (357 amino acids)
Source: RefSeq, a predicted model, not a curated record
CCUCAUGGUUUUACAUUCGCUUUGUCUUCUGAAACCUCGCCCUCUGCAUUUAAACACAUUUUGGAGAAAAUGAAACUGAGGGGAGGAAACGUACACGAGCAGCUCUCAGCAGUGUGAGGUGUAAUACACCUGAAGACUGUGUUUUCAUUAAGAAAUGGCUGAUGACUCAUCAGAUUUCUGUAAGUCUAAGUUCUCCUGACACACCAGAAACAUAUGAUUAUUGCCCAGUAAAAGAAAUGGGCACAGCUACUGGGAACAAUCCCUCACAGACCAUAGAGGAUACAACAAAGCAAACGUGCAAAAUCAAGAAAAAUAAGAAGGAAAAGAAAGAAAAACAUCUGCAUAUGAAAGUUAGUUAUGAAAAGAAAGAAAAGAAUCUGGAAGCAAGAGAGAUUGCUGUAGAAAAGAGAGAAACCCAUCAGAAUAGAAGAGAAAUUCAUCUGGAAGAGAGAGAAAAGCAUCUGAAUGAAAAAGAAACGAAUUUAGCAGAAAAAGAAAAGCAUCUACAACAAAAAGAAAUUACUUUGCAAGAGAAAGGAAAGCAUCUGGAUGGAAAAGAAGUUCAGUUUGAAGAAAAAGAAAAGCAUCUGGAUGGAAAAGAAAUGAAUUUAGCAGAAAAAGAAAAGCAUCUACAGCAAAGAGGGAUUCAUUUGCAAGAGAAAGAAAAGCAUCUGGAUGGAAAAGAAGUUCAAUUUGAAGAGAAAGAAAAACAACUGUUUGUAAGAGAGAUUAAUUUGGGGAAAAGAUCAAAAUAUCUAGAGGGAAGAGAGACUCGCUUGCAAGAGAGAACAAAACAUCUGGAAGAAAAAGACAUUUCUUUAGAAGGAAGCUUAAAGCAUCUGUUGGGGAGAGAGAAUAGUUUGCAAGAGAGAACAAAACAUCUGGAAGAAAAAGAAGUUUCUUUAGAUGAACGUUUAAAGCAUCUGUUGGGGAGAGAGAAUAGUUUGCAAGAGAGAGGAAAGUGUCUGGAUGGAAGAGAGGUUCAACUGGAAAAGAGGGAAAUGCGUAUAGAUAGAAGAGAGAGUCGUGUGGAUGAGAGAGAACAGCGCCUGGAGGGAAAGGAGAUUCAUUUGGAAGAGAAAGAAAAAAAUCUUGCACAACAUGACCUGAGACAUCUUAAUUCUGCAGAUAGAGAAAAUGAAAAACAGGAAAGAAGUUCAUUCAUGAAAAGUUCCAAGAAGCAAAAGAGAGAACAUCCUGAUGAAGAAGAGAAAGAGCACUCUGUUGAUGAGUAACCCAUUCAGUGUAGAAACAGACAGUAGACCUGUGCAUGAACACCGGCUGGAAGAAGAAACCUUCAGGUGGAAGAAGAGGAAGAAAUUAGUACCUUACCUGAAUAUAUACUGGAUCUGUACGUGACUUGAAUAGAGAUCAGAACAUUAUUCUGAUAAUAAUAUUUUUAACAAAGCCACGUUAAAAUAAAGAGGACACAAACUCAACAGUCGAGCAUGAACAACCACUUAUCAAAACUACUUAAUAUUAUGUGUGUCCUGUGAACCGAGCAGCCAGCCAAAUUCCCAUUCCUGAGUCAGGCAACAAAACUGUAAAAAACAAACAAACAAAAAACUUGCUGAUACGACAUACGCCUGUGAUGUUUAUGUGAAAAAAAAAAAACUAAUGUAAAAAUUAG